Molecule: messenger RNA, 2360 nt
Organism: Vigna radiata var. radiata (mung bean)
Lineage: Eukaryota; Viridiplantae; Streptophyta; Magnoliopsida; Fabales; Fabaceae
Exons: 6
Coding region: 623-1309 (228 amino acids)
Biological process (GO): rRNA processing; ribosomal large subunit assembly
Cellular component (GO): preribosome, large subunit precursor
Source: RefSeq, a predicted model, not a curated record
AAUUAUUUCUUUGGCCCUUUGGUGGAUCUUCCAACAUCUACAAAUUUGUUAUGAAUAUAAAGUUGUAAAAUAUUUUUGUUUGUGAAUGGGGCUAGACACUGGCAAUUCAUUUUCUUCAUUGCAACUUUUUUUUUUUUAUUUCCAAUCUUUUAUUUGGGCGAAUUAUUAGUUUUUUUGCCUUGCUAUCCAGCACCUUGAUUUUUCUACUCUGUACUCGCUAAAACUUGUAAAUGCUUCUUGAAAUAUGAUAUUCAUAUUUUGCUCUCUUUUGAUAUUGGUGAAAGAUGUCUUGCAAGAACCCGUGUCUAUUUUCCUUAACCAAGAAGGUGCACAAAGAGGAGCAAAAGCACGAUCUUUUCAUAAUCAUAAGCCCACUUAUGAUGUUACGAGCAAGGGUUUGGUUGAUGGUUCUUUUGAUUUGACAUUGUUUAGUGAAAAGAGGUUCAUGUGGUUUGAUAACAUUGGUGGGGGAUUAGACACUGCUUUUCAGAACUUGUUACUUAAGAAAACAUCAGUAUUGGAUAUUAUUCCUUUACAUCGGAAAGAAAUUAAAAGCAUAUUUAGGCCAUGUCGUGAUUCCUAGCUUACACUUUGCCUGAAAGGAUGGAAAGCUGUUUGGCAUAUGAUUGAAAAAAUAUAUACCACCGCAGUUGACUAUGGUAAUCUUUUGAAGGAAGAGAAAAAGGGUCAAGGGAAGAGAAGAGCUUUGUCUGAGCUUCUUAAGCUUUUAGAAAGCAAUGGAUUGUCUCGACACAAAUCAGCUUAUACAGGAGACCAGCAUAAAACUUGGUGGUUCCUUCAGCUUUAUGAGAACAUAUCAUAUUUACUCCCAACCAGCAGUAGAUUAGAGUGUGUAACCCCAGGAAUUCCUGAAGUUGAAAAUAAGAGUAUUGAAGAAGAAAGUUUGCUUAUGGAGUGGAAAACUGCCACUGAUUAUUACUACAAGAGUGUUGUGUCCGUGCUGCUUAUGCAGCAGAUGUGCCUCAAUCCACAUAAAGAUAUAACUUUUCAACAGGUUGACAGUUCUAGUUCUUUCCUCAAUCAACUUAUCCAGAUACAACAGAAGCAACUGACUGCUGCCAGUGCAUUCAACAAACAAUUGAAAUGCUUUAGAGAACGUGUUUUUACUCUGGGGAAAUUGUUUUCAAUUUCCUUCACCGAUAAUGAAAAAAAUUAUAUUUGUUCUAUUAUUCCCAAACAGGAUGCUACUUAUAAGUGCAUGUGGCAACAAAAACAAUUGUUUGAUACUCUUUAUGCUACAUCACAAGAAGAAUUGCUUUUACUGAGAAUAUUAGAAAGUAGCCUUUAAACACUUGCAACAGAGCCAGACCCUUAGUCAGUCGGAUGAUUGCUUUCAUUGAAGAAUUUUUACCGUCGUUCAGUAAAUCAAAGGUGCAUAUGUUGGUUAUCUGCUGUAGAUUUCUUUGAAUUUGCAGAAAUACCUACUCUCUUCUGAUUCAUGAAAACAUGAUUACAGGAAUCAUUGGAUUGUUACCUAAUUGGGAGGUCCAAAGCUGUGACUGCACUGACUUCUUCCUUGCAUCCUUGCAUUGUUACUCAAGAAAUGAAGNUGCUGGUUUCUGAAAACUUCAACACCAUUUGGGAUUUUAAGGGUCGUUUUCUUGAACUACAGGUGCAAGAUUUUCAAGAGCAAGAUUCGGAUAGGAGUACAGUUAGAGAAGUUCUGAUCUAACAUUUUCUAGAAAUAAUUGACAAGGUACUUGGUAUUUUGACUUGUCCUUGUCAAAACCUAGUAUUUUGAAAUUGAAAAUUGGGGAAUAAAAAGAUUUUUUCUUCAGGCAAAAUUAAUCGAGGAUGAGUUUACAACAGCAAGACGAAAAUUUUGGUAAAAAAAUCUAUCUGGAGAUAUAUUGAUAGGAGAUUAUUAGUGUAUGAGAGGAGAAGGAAACGUUAGUUCUUGACAAGCAGGGGCGGGAAUUGGUUGUAUAAACAGAAGAGCAUUAGUUGUAGAAGCUAUUUUUUGUCAUUUGGUAUAUUCUGAACAGGACUGUUAUGCAUGUUGGGGGAGGUUAGGCUCCCAUCAUUGCUUCUAUUCUUGUAUUCUUCUACUCUCUAAUAAUACUAGAGAGGUUUCCACAGAGUUCAUGUAUCAUUUCUGUGAGAGUUAGAGUGAGUCUCGAUUAGGUUUCUUGGUGGGAAACCUAUCAAUUUGGUCCCACUUGCCGGAUCUAAAUUGGGUGAGACGCGACACGAAAAAUGGAAGCAAGAUUGGAGGCUAUUGAGAUCACAAUGGAGAGAAUGAAGGCUGAGUCGGCGACUGUACGGAGAGACCUACAACAAAUCAUGAAGGUUUUGGAUACACGCGUCAACCAAACGGAGGGUAGUUCGGAUGACAGUUC